CUUUGUUUUGAAAAAUUUUGAAAAGUUCAAAAAAAUUUUUUUUUCAAAAACUACUAAAACGUGAUAAGAACUUACUAUAGACCAUAAAAAGUGAUAUCCGAUGAUAAUUUGCAAAAGUUGGUAACUAGUAAAAAAUUUCACUUUUUUACUAGAGUCGGUGCAACGAGAAAAAAAAAGUCCGUGAUGGAGAAAAAUGGCACGUUUUCCACGCCUGUACGCUUUCGUUUACUAUAUAGGGGGUAGGUGAGCCAGAAGCAUGAUUUUGACUGAGUAUGUAUCUUUAUGAAUUGGACCCUUCUAAAUCGAUUGAGACUACCCCCAGGACGAUCGGACGACUGCUUCUGGCUCAAAAUGUGGUUUUUAGAUUUUGAUCGUCAAUUAUGCGAGAAAAAAUCGAUUAGAAGUAAAGAUACGAAAUGCUUGGUCUAAGUUGGGAAACGACUUCGGAUAUUUGUUGGACGUUGUCGUAGAAGGUCCGAGGACCAAGGAAAAGUGAUUUCCAAGUGGAUUUAUGCCCUAUUAGUCGAUGGUAAGAUGUGAAAUUAGUAGAACUUACCAUACAGUUUGCGAAGUUGAAGCAAUCGGUUGGUGAAUAUGGUACUGUCUGUCCAAUUUGGUGGUUCGGAAUGAGUGAAACGAUGUUGAUGAUGGAUAGACGUUCCGAUUGCCCCCGAUCGGGGAACAUAUAGUGGUCUUUAAGGUCCAAGUACCUAUGUUUUGGUAAGCAGAACUGAGAGUUAAAGGAUGAAAGUCGGCCAUUCCUAAUAUCAUCCUAUCGGUGGUUCGCGAGUUGUUUGAGGACCGGAGCAGCUCGCGAUGAAACGGUCCUAGGGUAUUGGUUAUCCAUCCAAGGAAGAGUAAAUGCGAUCCUAGAUGUGUGUCGUUGGCCGUUCUACCGGCAUCGCCUAUCGAUGAGAUAUCGACGGGCAUGCCUUACUCGAAAGUUGAAUUCUAGGAUCGAUGGUCAAACAGACCUAUGAGCGAUAAACCAAACUGAACACGUAUUGAUGUCGGCUUUUCCUAUCAUUUGAUGCCGCAGGUUGUUUAGGGACCGGAGCAGCUUGCGGCCGAGACGGUCCCCGGGGGUUUCUUUCUCCAAGGAGUGGAAACUAUUAAGCAAGAGUUGUAGCAAGAUACGAUCCUCUGAUGUGUCGUUGGCCGUUCAUGCGGUAUCGCCUGUCGAUGAGAUAUCGAUGGGCAUGCCUUACUCUACCGACCUUCUAAUUGAGAGUAUUAAUCAGGGAUCGAUGGUCAAACAGACCUAUGAGCGAUAAACCAAACUGAACACGUAUUGAUGUCGGCUUUUCCUAUCAUUUGAUGCCGCAGGUUGUUUAGGGACCGGAGCAGCUUGCGGCCGAGACGGUCCCCGGGGGUUUCUUUCUCCAAGGAGAAGAAACGAUUAAGCAUAAGUUGUAGCAAGAUACGAUCCUCUGAUGUGUCGUUGGCCGUUCAAGCGGUAUCGCCUGUCGAUGAGAUAUCGAUGGGCAUGCCUUACUCUCCCGACUGGAUUACUGAGAGUUUAAUCAGGGAUCGAUGGUCAAUCAGACCUAUGAGCGAUAAACCAAACUGAACACGUAUUGAUGUCGGCAUUUCCUAUCAUUUGUCGCAGGUUGUUUAGGGACCGGAGCAGCUUGCGACCGAGACGGUCCCCGGGGGUUUCUUUCUCUAAGGAGUGGAAACGAUUAAGCAAAAGUCGUAGCAAUAAUCGAUCACCUGAUGUGUCGUUGGCCGUUCUUGCGGUAUCGCCUGUCGAUGAGAUAUCGAUGGGCAUGCCUUACUCUCCUGACUGUUUAAUUGAGAGUUAUAAUCAGGGAUCGAUGGUCAAAAAGACCUAUGAGCGAUAAACCAAACUGAACACGUAUUGAUGUCGGCAUUUCCUAUCAUUUGUCGCAGGUUGUUUGGGGACCGGAGCAGCUUGCGACCGAGACGGUCCCUUCCCGAAAGAUGGUGAACCGAGUCGUCUGGCGUAAAAACCGGACGACUCGAAAGGGCUUGACCCUUUCAAGUGAGCGAUAAUCACAUUCUACGCUCAGUUCGACAGCUACAAGGCAAUCACUCGCUAUGUUCAGAGCUAAUACAUGCAACAUGCCGGCAUUGUUUCCACCGACGCAUGGAUUCAAGACUGGUGCACUUAUUAGUUAAACCGUUCGCCUCCGGGUGUUUCGAGUUCAAGUCUGGAUGAGGAUUGAUCUUGCUGGUAAUAGCUUGAGCCCCUGAAUAAGGGGUCGAAGCGUACAUCUUGAGACCAUGUACAACAUAUUACCAAAUCGGCACCAUGGGUUCGGGUGCAAGUGAUGUAACCGUGAAAGAUGUUGAGCAGCCCAACAUCGGUUUACACACGCAUAAUAGGAAGGCAGCGCUGUCGACUGGUCAGUCGUGUAAGAAGUGUGCAUUAUCGAUCACAAAUAUAUUGGUGAUCUGUAGGUUGCGCAUACACCAUGCCCGGUGUAAAGUGCCGUGGUCCCCCCCGGGGGGCUGCAUCAAACCGUUCGCCACGCGAACUACCCAAUGGAACGAACUCGAUGCAUUUAAUAAGAAGAAGAGAUGAUAAUGAAACACGGUCGAUUAAAGAGUUGAAAACGUUGAAAUACCUAUAAGCAAGUCUUAAGUUGGUGGUGACCGUUACGCCCCAACAAAUUGGUGCCUUACCCUACACCAAAGAGCCAUUCAACAUGGUUCAAGUGAGCGAUAAUCACGCUCUACGCUCAGUAUGACAGCUGCAAGGCAAUCACUCGCUAAGUUCAGAGCUAAUACAUGCAACACGCCGGCAUUGUUUCCACCGACGCAUGGAUUCAAGACUGGUGCACUUAUUAGUUAAACCGUUCGCCUGCGGGUGUUUCGAGUUCAAGUCUGGAUGAGGAUUGUUCUUGCUGGUAAUAGCUUGAGCCCCUGAAUAAGGGGCCGAAGCGUACAUCUUGAGAGUAAAUGUACAACAUAUUACCAAAUCGGCACCGUGGGUUCUGGUGCAAGUGAUGUAACCAUGAAAGAUGUUGAGCAGCCCAACAUCGGUUUACACACGCAUAAGGGGUUUAUUGUUAUCUGUAGGUUGCGCAUACACCAUACCCGGUGUAAAGUGCCGUGGUCCCCCAGGGGGCUGCAUCAAAACGUUCGCCAUGCGAACUACCCAAUGGAACGAACUCGAUGUAUUGAAAGAGAUGAACAAUUAAUAGCGAGAAUAGGGGCCCGGAAGCAAUUCCGCGGCCCUACGGUCGAUUCAAGAGUUGAAACGUUGUACAAUCGUGGAUAGCACCUAGUGCUAAUAUGGUGAGAGAUAAUGUGUGAGGAAAUUUAGUUUCCUAAAGUUUAGUUAGUGGUUUCCGUUGUGCCCUAACAAACUUAAAGUUGGUGGUGACCGUUACACCCCAACAAAUUGGUGCCUUACCCAACACCAAAGAGCCAUUCCAUAUGGUUCUAGAGAGAGAGAGUUGUGUGGAAAUUUAUUUCCCACUAAGCGAGUGUGUGUCUGUAGUGGAACGAAUUCUGGUUGAUCCUACCAGUAAUAUACGCUUGUCUCAAAGGUUAAGCCAUGCAUGUCUAAGUACAAACAUAAAUGAAUGUGAAACCGCAUAAGGCUCAGUAUAACAGCUAUAAUUCACAAGAUCAUCCUACCACUAGUUACUUGGAUAACUGUGGAAAAUCCAGAGCUAAUACAUGCAACAUGCCGGGACUGUUGCCCUCGCGGGUAGCUGAACUGGUGCACUUAUUAGUUAAACCAAUCGCCUCCGGGCGGCUUGAGUUGAAGUCUGGAUAAGGACGCAGAUCGUAUGGUCGCUUGUCGACUGACGACAGAUCUUUCAAAUGUCUGCCCUAUCAACUAUUGAUGGUAGUGUAGAGGACUACCAUGGUUGCGACGGGUAACGGGGAAUCAGGGUUCGAUUCCGGAGAGGGAGCCUGAGAAAUGGCUACCACAUCCAAGGAAGGCAGCAGGCGCGUAAAUUACCCAAUCCCAGUACGGGGAGGUAGUGACGAGAAAUAACAAUAUGGACCUCUCUAACGAUGGUCCAUAAUUGGAAUGAGUUGAGUAUAAAUCCUUCAACAAGGAUCAAGUGGAGGGCAAGUCUGGUGCCAGCAGCCGCGGUAAUUCCAGCUCCACUAGCGUAUAUUAAAGUUGUUGCGGUUAAAACGUUCGAAGUUGAUUGCCCGUCCAGACACGUGACCGCCACGGGCGCCCGGUUACACGCCGGGGCCGUUCGUGCGCGCGCUCACGGCUGCGACUCACAAUGGUGUACUUGGGCGUUACUCUGUGAACGAGUACCGUGCUACCGGUUAACUCCGGCACGGGCUCCUCAUGGUGCUCAAGAUACUCACAUUUACCUUGAACAAAUUAGAGUGCUCAAAGCAGGCUAAGACAAAGCGUCCGGCCCCCCCGUGGGGUUGGCGUUGGCCGAGAAUAAUCUUGCAUGGAAUAAUGGAAUAUGACCUCGGUUUAUACGAUUUCGUUGGUUUGUCAGAAACCUAGAGGUAAUGAUUAACAGAAGUAGUUGGGGGCAUUGGUAUUACGGCGCGAGAGGUGAAAUUCGUAGACCGUCGUAGGACCAACUGAAGCGAAAGCGUUUGCCAUGGAUGCUUUCUUUAAUCAAGAACGAAAGUUAGAGGAUCGAAGGCGAUUAGAUACCGCCCUAGUUCUAACCGUAAACGAUGCCAAUUAGCAAUUGGGAGACGCUACCCCUAUUCGGUGCUCUCAGUCGCUUCCGGGAAACCAAAAUCGGGUUCCGGGGGAAGUAUGGUUGCAAAGUUGAAACUUAAAGGAAUUGACGGAAGGGCACCACAAGAAGUGGAGCUUGCAGUCGCAAUCGAGAGCUCGACCAGAACGGACGUGUCCGCACAGUGCUCCGUGUAGUGAGAGAUUAUUUGCGAGAGCGAGAGAGCGGGAGAGAAAGUUGUCCGUAUGACGAACAGUAGUGAGCGUGUGUACGUGUGUAUGUGAAGCGUAAGGAAAAGUGACGCUGCACGCACUUUUCUUAAAUUGCAAAAUUUAUGGUUUUCCGUGAUUAAAAUCGUAAAUCGGAUUAUGUGAGAGUGUGUGCUUUUAAGAGGCAAAGAUUUUAAGACAUUGUUUGCGAAAAUCGGUGGAGUUUUGUGAUUACGCAACAUUGUGAAAUCGUAGUGACGCUUCACGCACUAUUCUGAAUUUGUGAAAUAUAUGGUUUUCCGUGAUUGAAAUCGUAAAUCGGAUUACUUGAGUGUGUGUGCUUUUAAGAGGCAAAGUUUUUAAGACAUAGUUUGCGAAAAUCGGUGAUUUUUGUGAAGGAUUACGCAACAUUGUGAAAUCAUAUAUCGACCGGGUGUUCCGUGUCGGCGUGUGUGUGCGUGGGCACGCUUGUGUUCCACGUUAGUGAGUGCGAGGGCGAGCUUGAAUUGGACAUUCUAGAAGUAUCUAGAAUAUUUUUCGACUGUUGCCGUGCGUGUGUGUGUACGUGUGUUGGUGUGUGCACGAGCACGUGGCACUUUCGCGGAUAUGCAUUCUAGAACAUUCUAGAAGCAUCUAGACAUUUUUCGACUGUUGCCGUGCGUGUGUGUGUACGUGUGUUGGUGUGUGCACGAGCGCGUUAAACUUUCGCGGAUAUUCAUUCUAGAACAUUCUGAAAGCAUCUAGAAAUUUUUCGACUGUUGCCGUGCGUGUGUGUGUACGUGUGUUGGUGGGUGCAUGAGCGUGUGGAACGUUCGCGGAUAUUCAUUCUGGAACAUUCUGAAAGCAUCUAGAAAUUUUUCGACUGUUGCCGUGCGUGUGUGUGUACGUGUGUUGGUGGGUGCACGACCGCGUGGAACUUUCGCGGUUGUUGCCGCGCGUGGUGUUGCCGUGAGUGUGGUGUUGCCGCGAGUGCGGUGUUGCCGCGAGUGUGGUGUUGCCGCGCGUGGUGUUGUCGUGCGUGGUAUUGCCGCGAGUGAGCGCGUGGAACUUUUUCUCACUUUUUCUCAGUUGUGUGAGUGUGCGCGCGAGCGCGUGUGUUCGUGAGCGCGUGGAACUUUUACGCUUGUUGCCGGGCGUGGCUUCUUCUUCCCGCGUGUGUGUGUGUUCGCGAGCGCGUUGAACUUUUCUUGUUGCUGGGCGUGGCUUCUUUUUCCCGCGCGUGUGUGUGUUCGCGAGCGCGUUGAACUUUUCUUAUUGCUGGGCGUGGCUUCUUUUUUUCCCGCGCGUGAGUGUUGCCGGGCGUGGCUUCUUUUUGCCCGCGCGUUUGUGUGGGAGUGUUUCUCAUAGCGGCAGCGUCAAGGACAUACGCGGUGGCGGGGGGUAACAACCCGCCACCAUGGAAACGCGGGCGAGAGGACGAACGUUAUCGGUCGAUGAGCGUCCUACCGUCGUAGCAAAGAAGCCGUUGGGUGAGAAGAAACUAGCGACCAUCGCCGAGGAACCGGCAUCGGCAGGAGUGCCAGCGCGGACAAUGGCGACGGCGGGAGUUAAAUCGGCGGGAGCAGCGACGAAGCCGGCAACUUCCACCGGGGUUUCCACCGGGGAAGUGCGCCGGAUGCUGGCGGACGCGAAGGCGGAUAACGAAAUGACGAUUGGUAUCGUCAAACGAUUGGAGGAACAGAUUCAGAUGCUGCGCCUUCAAAUUGAGGCCUCCAACGAACAACUGAAGGAGGCACGAAAGGAGGCGAAGGAGGCGCGAGAAGAGGCUCGUAUGCGCGAGGCGGAAUACCGUGAGGAGACUCGGCAGCGUGAGGCGGAACACCGCGAAGAGCUCCGGAAGGAGAAGGAGCUCUUUAACGCUCUUCUGGCGCAAACCCUGGGGGGAACAGGCGCAGCUCGGCCGGAGAGCCAGCAGGAGCUGCAGCGUGAGCAGGAGAUGAUCCGGAGGCUGGAAAGCCAGCAACGGCAGGAACAGCGGCAGCAGCUGGAGGAGCAGCAGCGCCAACGGUGGCGUAAACAGCAGCCGCAGCAACAACAACAGCAGCGGCCACCUGUGCAGGAGUGGCCGACGGUUCAGCAGAGCGGGCGUGUUCAGCGUCGGGGCGCGGUGAAGUCGACACCCCCGGCGGUGUUAAAUGAACCGGGAGAGUGGGUGGAGGUCGUUAGCGGCAACCGCCGUAAUAACAAGCGGAAUGGAGCGAAUCGGCCCCGGCAGCCAGCCCAGCAGCAGCCAGUGCACCGGCAGUAUCAGCAGUGGGCGCACCAGCGAGCGGGGCAGCAGCAGCAGCGGUUGGAGAUACACCAGCAAGAGAAGCGGCGUCCGCGACGGAAGCGUCCGGACGAGAUCAUCGUGGUGCCCGCCCCGGGAGUCUCGUAUAAAGAUAUGUAUGUAAAGCUCCGGAGCAGCCCGCGGAUUGCAGACUUCCAGCGGCAAAUAGGUGUCGGCAGAAGAACGCCGAAGGACCACCUCCUGCUGCCUUUGUCGCGUGAUGUAGACAGCGCGGCACUGAGAGAUAUCAUUGAGGAGGUGAUCGGGGAUAGCGGAUCCGUCACGGUCAAGACGGAAAUGGCUGAGGUCGUCAUGACGGGCAUCGAUAAUAUGAUUGACGAGGAGGCAAUCAAGAAGGCGCUCAGGACCUCGCUAGCCUGUGGUGGACAACUUUCGGAUUAA
This is a messenger RNA of Anopheles funestus (African malaria mosquito), 7523 nucleotides long. RefSeq lists its product as uncharacterized. Bases 6249 to 7523 code for a protein of 424 amino acids. NCBI's taxonomy places the organism in Eukaryota, Metazoa, Arthropoda, Insecta, Diptera, Culicidae. The transcript has 3 exons. The record is from RefSeq and is a predicted model, not a curated record.